UCAUUUCCUCCUUGGAUUACCUAGCAAGAAGAUCAAAAAUGAAAACCUUCGCUCACCUCACUCUUCUUGCUCUCCUUUUUGUAACCUCAGUGACGGCAUCUACUACCACAGCACCUGCUGCAAAUCCUACCACCACAGUGACGGCAUCUACUACCCCAGCAUCUCCUGCAAAUCCUACCACCACAGUGACGGCACCUACUGCCCCAGCAUCUCCUGCAAAUCCUACCACCACAGUGACGGCACCUACUACCCCAACACCUCCUGCAAAUCCUACCACCACAGUGACGGCACCUACUACCCCAACACCUCCUGCAAAUCCUACCACCACAGUGACGGCACCUACUACCCCAACACCUCCUGCAAAUCCUACCACCACAGUGACGGCACCUACUACCCCAACACCUCCUGCAAAUCCUACCACCACAGUGACGGCACCUACUACCCCAACAUCUCCUGCAAAUCCUACCACCACAGUGACGGCACCUACUACCCCAACAUCUCCUGCAAAUCCUACCACCACAGUGACGGCACCUACUACCCCAACACCUCCUGCAAAUCCUACCACCACAGUGACGGCACCUACUACCCCAACAUCUACUGCAAAUCCUACCACCACAGUGACGGCAUCUAAUAGCACAGCAACUCCUACAAAUCCUACCGCCACUACUGCACCUACUAUCACCACUGUUUCUUCAGUGACUUCCAGUGAUGUCACUUCACCAAACACCAGCAACACAAAGCCUGAUACCACAGGUCCUUGCAAAAAAGAUACCUGCAAAGAUGGUUCUUCAUGUGUUCGUCUGAAUACGGAUCAUUUUUGCCUGUGUGUAGAUGGAUAUUACUAUAAGUCUUCCAAAUGCAAUAAAGGAAUGAUAUUCCCUGGAAAAAUUACAGUAAGCAUAUCAGACACAUCUAACUUGGAAAAUAAAUUGUCUGCAGCCUAUCAACAAUUAUAUAAAAAAGUUGUUAAAUUUUUUGAAGAUGCAUUUAUCAGUUCUACUUUUGGACAGACUGUAAUUCAGGAUGUAAGGAUAUCUCCUUCAGCAAGAUCUGAAAUGCGUGCCGAUGGCCAGGGUGUUAUUGUAACAGUAGUAAACCUUUUCCCAGAAGCUACUAAAGAAACUGAGACGACUGUGUCUAAUGCAAUUAAUAAAGCAAUUAGUCAAGGCAACUCUGAUGGCGUUACAGGAUACACCAAGCAAGAUCGGUGUGACUUUUAUGGUUGUGUAGACAAUAAUCAAGAUGGCUGUAGCAAUGGUUUACAAUGUGAAUGCAAAGAGGGGCUGGAAAGACCUAACCCACAGAUCGCUUUUUGUCUUGCCAAGUGUCCUGAUACUUGCAAUGAAGAACACAAUAAGCAAUGCUUAGUGAAGUCCAGAGAGAAGGCUGAUUGCGUGUGCCUGCCGGGCUACCAGGAAGAUGCUCAUAGGAACUGUCAAGCGUGUGCAUUUGGCUACAAUGGAGUCGACUGUAAAGACCCAUUUCAGCUGAUCCUCACUAUCGUGGGCAGCAUUGCUGGCAUCCUCCUUCUUGGCAUGCUGAUUGCGUUGAUAUCAGCAAGAUCAAAGAAACAGAACACUAUUGAAGAACAGAACUUGAUUGAGAACGACUUUCAAAAUCUGAGACUGCAGCAGCACACGACAGGCUUUAGCAAUCCAGGAGCAGACGUGAGCAUCUUCCCUAAAGUCAGGACAACCUUCUCCAGAGACAGUCAGUGGCAGAAUCCCUACGCGGCCUCCGACCACAGAGGCAUGCCCCGUCCUGAUUAUUAGAAUGGUAAAAAUUUGGAAUCAUCCAUGGCCCUCAACCCAAUAUACAAGCUCUUAUUUUGCAUGUUUAAGGUACUGAUGGAGAAGUGAACAGUAGUGAAGAUCUGACCUUUGGUAAUUUUCUUCCAUGGAUCUCUAGCCUGUCUGAAUGGAAGGCUGUGAAAGUUUGCAAUGAAUACAGCUUGUUUGCUAACUAAGUACCUGGGAAAUUAAAUGCAUUUAUUAACACCUGUAAGACAGUUGAUUUUUUUCAAUGGUUAGGAAUUUUUGUUUUCGUUUUUGUUUUUUCUGGUGGGGCAACAGUCACCAUUUCUAAUCUAGAGGAAAGCUCCCCAGGAUUGCUCACGCCUGGGAGAAGGUCGCUGUUGAGUUGAUAGCCUACAGAUCAGUGACCUCAUCCUGGGAGACCCUUACACGUCAGCUGUGGAGGUCCCAAGCGAUGGGAAGAGAUCCCAUCUUUUCAGGCUCUCCUAUCCCUCAACUAUAGGGAUUUGAUUGCCCUUGAACUGCCAGGAGCUUGUGACCGGACCUCACACCAAAAAGAGAGAAAAAGGACAUGUCUGUCAGCUUUUUCAGGAGGAGUGACUGGGAAUACAGGAUCUUUUUGAUGUUAAUUAGAAUGCCUGGACAAAAAUGUCCACCAUGGGGUGCAUUCCAGAGUUUUUGAAAUGCCAAUGGGUGGGAGAAAAAACAUGACCAGGAGGAAAAGAGGCAGAAGGAAGCUGGACUGGAAGAUGAGUAAGGGAGAAGGCACACAGAUACCCUUCCUCGAUGAGCAAAUGGGCACAUCCUUGAAUUCAUGCCCUACACAAGACUCAGAGCCUAGGAAAAGGUGCGAAGAAAAAAAACCCAGAGCAAGAGCUUGAAGGCACUUUGAAAUUGCAGACAUUCUGUCUGGCUGAUGGUGGGAGAGGGAGCUCGUGCUCUGGAUCCAGAUUUCCAGCCUGGUGAUGCAGAUUCCAGAAGUGCUUCACCGAGGUCUCAAACUUCUCCCGUGACAGAGGCUUAGCUAUGGCCAGCAGUACAUGCACACCCAGGAAUGGGGGAGUCACAUCCAGCACAGGCUUGCUUUAAUGUUAACGGUAUCCUUGUUAAUGUCUAAUGUCUGGCCCCCUUACAAGUUAUUUUUAUAUAUUGUUAAUAUUAUUUGUUCUUGACUGUUAACUGUGAAAGGUAACAAAUAAAGAAUCUUUGGUAGAAGGUGUCCUUCCUUGUGUUCAGGGCUUUUGGUGAUGUACAAAGCAGUAAGUUGCACUUUCAAUAGCAACCAUCAUACAUGGCAAACUGGAGAACCCUGGAAAAAUGGAGCUGGAGCAUAUGAUCAGACCACACCUGUAGUCUUUGGACUUUACUGUUAGGCCAGUCUGAGCACAAGGCUCAACUCAGAGAUAUUGCCUGUACCACCACCGCAAUAAAGCAAGUCUUAAUCUUUUUGCUGGUGGAGGGUCUUGCCAUCAGGUGUAAAAAACGCAACAUCUGUGAAGUGCAAUAAAAUGAAGCAAAGUAAAACAAGGUAAGCCUAUAGUUGUUUCUGCUUUUGCAGCUGAAAGCAUCCUCACUCAUUCCACUUGUGUUUACCCUUGCCGUCUCAAGGCUAGGUGAUGAAUGGAAUAAAAAACACUCUUAUGAGCCAUUAAUGCCUACAGUGGGGACAUUAGCUGUCAACCAAUCAGUUAAUAGCAGCAGAAUUAAUACAGACAUAACUUAAUAUUGUCCGACCACUGUGACUUGUCAUUACAGACUUUAUUUUUAACCUGCAUGUUACCGCCUUUACAUUUGAAGAUGGUGCUGGAUUCAGUGUUAGGAGUAAGCUAUUUGAGCCCCUUUUCUAAAGAGUCCCUCUCCCUGGCACCCCUCUGCAUGAGACCAUGGCAGCUUCCAUUGCUUCUCAAAGGCCCUGAGCCAUACAAACUCUCGGUUUCACGGACCAGAGUACAUCAUU
Messenger RNA from Rhinolophus ferrumequinum (greater horseshoe bat), 3711 nucleotides. RefSeq names its product mucin 13, cell surface associated (gene MUC13). Lineage: Eukaryota; Metazoa; Chordata; Mammalia; Chiroptera; Rhinolophidae. The record is from RefSeq and is a predicted model, not a curated record. Bases 39 to 1772 code for a protein of 577 amino acids. The transcript is spliced from 12 exons.